Molecule: messenger RNA, 1126 nt
Organism: Filobasidium floriforme
Lineage: Eukaryota; Fungi; Basidiomycota; Tremellomycetes; Filobasidiales; Filobasidiaceae
Exons: 2
Coding region: 236-1126 (296 amino acids)
Cellular component (GO): membrane
Molecular function (GO): oxidoreductase activity
Source: RefSeq, a predicted model, not a curated record
UGACCGUUCGCCGAUCGUCGUCAUCGUGCAAUGGUCGACGUCACACGAGGAUCGUCUAUCUACCCAAUUCGAACGGCCAUGGAGCCGCCCAAGAUGUACAUAAGCAGGACCGGACUAUGGGUGAAGAAGGCUCGACAGGACGAGACGAUUUGCACUUGUCAACCACACAACUUUUCAUAACCUCGACACCUUCAACCUCUCAUUUUCCAACCUAACUUUUAGCAACCUCCUCAUCAUGUCCCCCGCACCCGUCGACUACUCCAACUCGACCGCGCUCGUCACCGGCGGCUCGUCAGGGAUCGGACAGGCCAUCGCGACCGAGCUCGUAGCCCGUGGCAUCGCUAGACUCGUCAUCGUCGCCCAUAACCAGGAAAAGCUGGACAAGGCCGCUGAGGAGCUCAAACAGUCUGCGACCGGUACCUCUGGAUCGAAGUUGGAAGUCAAGACCAUCAGCGCGGAUUUGGCUAGUCGGGAUGCGGCGGAGCAGAUCAAGAGCCAGAUCGAAGGGUGGGGAUGGAACGUCGAUAUCCUGGUCAACAAUGCCGGGUUGGCGAGGAAACAACAGUUCGGUCUGAAGGGGGAGAACGACAUUUCUCUCCGGACCGUCGAUGUGAUGGUCCGAGCUGUCAUCGACCUCUCCCUUCAUUUCUUACCGGGGAUGGUAGAACGAGGAUCGGGGGGACUGUUGAACGUCUGUUCGACGGCGUGUUACCAGCCGGUACCGUUUACCGCCAUGUACGCGGCUAGCAAGGCGUUCAUGCUCUCCUGGUCUCAAGCGAUCAGGGAAGAGAACAAGGAUACGGGAGUGAGGAUCGCCAUGAUCGUCCCCGGGAUCACGGAGACCAACCUCGACGGACAGGGACAUGGGGAACGACGAGGCGCUCUAGACGCUAUCGGGAUCGAUAAACCGGAGACAGUGGCUAAAGCCGCGGUGGAUGCGUACGAGGAGAAUGCGGCGCAGAAGAUUGUAGGCUGGAAUAACUGGGCGAUGCAGACUGCCCUGGGGUUGGUACCCGACUCGAUCAAGGCGAGCAUGGUCGCUUCGGCCAGAGGCAAGCCCGAGGAUUCGGACGAUAUCGGCGCUUCUGUCCUCUCGUUCCAUCUGGCAGAAGAACAAAAGAGCUAG